Molecule: messenger RNA, 6421 nt
Organism: Formica exsecta
Lineage: Eukaryota; Metazoa; Arthropoda; Insecta; Hymenoptera; Formicidae
Gene: Ac3
Product: adenylate cyclase type 3-like
Exons: 8
Coding region: 2606-5155 (849 amino acids)
Biological process (GO): adenylate cyclase-activating G protein-coupled receptor signaling pathway; intracellular signal transduction; cAMP biosynthetic process
Molecular function (GO): adenylate cyclase activity
Source: RefSeq, a predicted model, not a curated record
AUCUGAUAAACUCGAUGCUUUUCUAUACCCCUAUGCCAAGUCACUCCACCGAUGUAUGUAAGUUGAUUUCCUUCGCGCAAUUUAUCAAUCGAUCGAUUAUCGGGAGACGAUCCCAUUCUGCAUUGUUGCCCGAGUUUAGAUUUGAUGCACGUCGCGGUGCUCGAUUAAUUCAGACUUGUACGUGUUGAACUCAUCUCUCUUGUAGCGAGAUCGUGACUCGUAUAACUAAAAGAUCACGUACCGUGACUCAAUCGGAUUACUUGCGUUUCUUGUAACAAAAAAAGAAAAGAAAAAAGAAAAUAACAAAAGUGGCUUGCGAUUAUGUGGUUUUGAGAAAUAAAAAGCCGGUAACUAUUCAGUAUAUUGCAUGUAAACAAAUGCAAGAAUUAGAUAAAUUUGAAUAAGUAAAGCGAUGAUGAAACGAGAAAUGAAGAUUCACGCCGGUUUAUUGAGAAUAAAUAAUGAGCGUGUAUAGCGAACCCUUGUAUCAUAAUCUUCUCUCCCGAGAUACAUCAAUAUUGCGAGAAUUAAUCGCUCUGCGAGAAUUAAUCGCUCAGAUAGCUACAACAAAUAACUUAUUUAUAUGUAGCUGCGCUUGUUGAACUUUGCGAGUGGGUCAAGUUCCGAUUAUAUCCGCGGUUAUAAACUGAUGAAGCUAGAAAUUAAUGAGAUAAUUCUACGAAACAGAUAUGCAAUUUAUUUAAUCGUCGGCGAAGAUCGAAUUAGGUUCCUGGAAUACGUUUGAGGAAUAAAAUUGCUUUAUAAUGAAAAGAGAAGAGUUAAACAAGGUAUUUUGCGAUAACUCGGACGUAAUUAGACAUGAAGAGUAAACCCCCCGUAGAGUAAAAGUUAAUGAAUAGUUUGUCUUAACGCGUAUAAUUGGCUAAGAGUUAUGAUUCGAAGAAUUUAAAAUAAAUAGGAGGCAUUUUAAAAAUAUAAUUUAUAUAAUUUAUAUUUAGUGUCUUUAUUUAUAUAAUUUAAUUUAGUGUCUUUACAAUAUCUAAAUUAAGAUAUACGUAAUUUUUCACACAUUACAUAUAAUUAGAAUCAACAUAUGGAGACACUUCCAAUUACAAUUUCUGCUCAAUAUUUAUACCAAUUGCUUUAUCGCGUCUCUCUUCAAAGCGUAAUUGCGCAUAAUAUUCGUUGAUCGUCAUAGCCUCUAUCAUUCAUGACUUGAUUGGUUGAGAAAUUUUCCUCUCAACCGAAAGCUAUAUACUAUACAGGAUGAGUCAUUAAAAAUUGCCAUUCUUGAAUUCUAAGAUAUCUAUCUUAUAGAAAAAUAUUUUAGAUGAAAAUUACUUGAUUUCAAGAGAGACAUUCCUUGAUUAGCUCGAUCUUGAUCCAGAUGAUUUUGAUAUUUUAAAAGAACCUUUGUUUUUUUAACAAAAGUGUAUAUAUUUUAUAUCAAUCGAGAUUCUCCAUUAUUCUACGUAUAUAAGUAUUAAAGUAAAAUAUAUAUAUACGUAUAUUCUACAAUUAAAAAUGAUAAAAUAAAAAUGACGUCAAAACCUAUAAAGCAGCAUCGUAUAAAAUAAAAUCAUGCUGAUAAUGGAAUGUCUUUUAAAAUCAAGCAACUUUAAUCUGAAACAUUAUUCUAUAAAAUACUUAUCUCACGAAUGAUUAGAAAUGCCAAUUUCUAGCAACUCACCCUGUAUAGACAUAUAGUCAACGCGCCCGAGGGAUUCUUGCGAGCCGAUUACGUUUGCCUGUCCUAAAAUAAAAGCAGGAUCCGCUCCGGGACAAACUCGGGAUGAAAUCUACGGAAGGUGAGCCUGCGCGCGCGAGGCGCAGAUUAGGUCUUCGAUAUAUGUACGUACGAUAGGACAGCGCACAGUAGAAGGAGGCGCACAGGUAGAGCCUGGCGUCAACUGCUGGGGUUUGUGGUGGUUGAUAUCGACCCGGGUCGGAGGGUCGUGUGGCGGCCUCAGGAUCGCAGGGCGCACGCCUGGACGUGGCUACUACGGGAAGAAGGAGAGCGCGGCGGCGAAAACGGCGCGACAGACGGAGAUAAAUAUACGGGGGUGAGUGCGGCGCCAGGGAGGGUGGCGAGGAAUAUAUCGGCGACGAUGUAUAUACGCGACCGUGGAGGAGGUAGGCCGUGCAGAAGAGGUAGUAGCUGUCCGCCGGUAGUAGCAACCCGGCUGGCUGGAGCACCCUACACGCGGGUGCGGAUGCUGCGUCCUGAGAGAAGCUCGUCCAGCGCUCGACACGCGCGCGCGCGCGGGUGUACGCGUGUAUGUGUGAGUGCGUGAAUAUUUCGGGUGUACGCGUUCUCAGGAUAACAGCCGCGUCAGCGAGCUCGAGGAUCCUGAACGCGGAUUCCGCGUUCGCGCCUGACUCGCGGGUCGCUUGAGACUUGAAGAUUGACGAAGCAACGAGCGGGAUCACUAGGGGAUCUUGACAAGUUCUCCUGGGUACCACGAGGGUAUGUGUCCACGAGAAAACGGUGGCGAGGUUGAUCGUGCCGUGAUCGGUCGAUCGUCCUUAUAGAGGAGAAAGCGGCGAUCGCGGAGAUGCGGUAGAAUGUGUGAUGGUUGCGUUGCGUAUGUUUUAAUUAACGGAAGACGACGACGACGACGACGACGAUUAUAACAUCGACGCCAUGUCGCAGCGACAGGAAACGACGAACGAGGAAUCCUACCUGAACUGUGGCAGACCGUCGAAUCUGCUUAAGACAAGCUUCAGCAGCGCUCGACUCGAGAAGCUAUAUCGCGCCUCAUCUCUACAGCAGCGUCGCGGCGGCCUCACGUGUUUCCUGAUGUCGGCGAUCCUGUACGGCGUUUACGCGGUGGCAGUGCCGGGUAUCGAGCUGCUGGCGCGUAGCGUCACCGCCGCGUUCCUCAGCCUGAACAUCGGCCUGCUGAUAUGGGCCGAGCACGGCACCAAGGCGAGGAAUUCGCUCUGGUCGGUGGUACCGUGUAUAGUCGGACAGAUGUGGAUCGUCCACCUGCCCGCACAGCUGUUCCUCAAGUCCACCAAGGUCACGCCGAGGGACAGCCUAGGCUGGAUGUUGCUGUUGCUAUACUUGCUGUUCGCCAGCCUGCCGCUCAAGCUCUGCCGUUGCACGUUGCUCGCGCUCAGCAGCGUUCUCAUUUACUUCUUCGCCGUGAUCGGCCUUUCCAGUGCGACAUUGGAGGAUCUCAAGACACAGCCCAUCGACGUUCUGAUCCUGACGGUGACACUCUUUGCCGGCGCCGCUAUUUUGGGUGCUUGCAGCUACUGUCUGGCCGAGUUCCAGCAGCGCCGGGCGUUCCUGGAGACCAGGCAGAGCCUGGAGGUCCAGCUGAUAAUCGAGGAGCAGAGCGCGGAGCAGGAACGGCUGCUGCUGAGCGUUCUGCCGGAGCAUGUCGCGGUCAAGAUGCGACAGGACCUCGGCGCCUCUCUCGACACACAAUUCAAGAAGAUCUACAUGUCCAGGCACGAGAACGUGUCGAUACUUUACGCCGACAUAGUCGGCUUCACCGCGAUCUCGUCGACCUACAGCGCCAGCGAGCUCGUCAAGAUACUCAACGAGCUAUUCGCGCGAUUCGAUCAGCUCAGCGAACGGUAUUUAUUUUUAAAGUUUUCAUUAGAAAUAUAUAUUAGUAAUAGACAAUUUAUGUUUCACGUUAAAUCGAGAAUAUGUCAAAAGCUCGACAGUAGAGGUGGUGUUACCGACCUGAAAGGUCACGUCUCCUGGUUGACCCUACGGUUCAAGGAUCCGGGAGUGGAGACGGCGUUUCACGAAACAUUGGAGACCUUCUCGCCUUUGUCACUCCUCGGCGGGCCUUUGGUGACGAUGUGCGCGGCCCCGGCCUGGAGACUGCAACCCUGGGGACCGUUCACGUGGGGUGGUGCCGGAGUGGUCGCCCUCUUCGGGAUCGUGCUAGCCGGGGCCACUUGUCUUAGCAGCGCCGUCAGGGCAACGUGGCUCAGAAGCACUCUCACGCUCCUAAUGACUUUUUCUCUUAUAAUUUUUCUGCUAUUGGACAUGACCAAUUGUGCGAUCAUCGAUGAGGCCGAGCCGCCAAAGAACAUCUCGCUAAUUGUAAGCUGGCGGUCCCCGCGAUGUCCAUAUCCUUCGUAUUACUCGUACAUCGGCGUCCUCGCACUGAUCGCCAUCUCGAUGCCAACGUACUUAUGUUACUUGACCAAGGCGUGCCUGAUGUAUUUUCUUGCCGGCGCGCAGUCCUGCAUCAACAUUCUGUUCCUUGCGUCGAGCCUCGACAGGGAGGACAUGGAGGAUAUGUCUGGACGAUGGGUGCCCUUCCCGCUGAAAUAUUCAUUGGCGACCACCCUGUUUAUCGUCGCGACCGCGCUGAUCAUCGUGGCGAGAUACGCUGAGAAGGCGCGAAGAAUUCUAUAUGUGCGGGGACGAGAAGUGAUAGCACAAAGAGAACGAGCGGCGGACAUGAAGCGGAGAAACGGCGCGCUAAUAUACAACAUCCUGCCGCCUCAUGUGGCCGCCUAUUUCCUGUCGCACGCGAGACACUACGACGAUCUCUACAGUCAGAGUUAUGCCGAGGUGGGCGUGCUAUUUGCCAGCAUGCCGAAUUUCGCCGACUUCUACAGCGAGGAGAGCAUCAACAAUCAAGGCCUUGAGUGCCUCAGGUUUCUAAACGAGGUCAUCUCCGAUUUUGACGCUAUUCUUGAUCAGAAUAAGUUCAAGAACAUCAUCAAGAUCAAGACGAUAGGCUCGACCUACAUGGCCGCCUCGGGGAUAACCGAUGCAAUCGGUUCGACGCAAUCGGAAAACGGUCCCCGGUGGGAUCAUCUCGUCACCCUCGUAGAUUUCGCCCUGGAGCUUAAAAAGGCUCUGUCAAGUAUUAACGAGCAGAGCUUCAAUCAUUUUGUUCUGAAAAUGGGGAUCAAUCACGGGCCGGUAACCGCCGGUGUCAUCGGGGCGCGAAAGCCACACUACGACAUUUGGGGCAACACCGUCAAUGUCGCGUCGAGGAUGGAGAGCACAGGGAAGGUCGGCUGUAUUCAGGUUACUGACGAGACGCGGAAGAUACUGGAGCCGUACGGUUUCGGAUUCGAGCAGCGAGGCCUCGUGUUCGUCAAGGGCAAGGGACAGCUCUUGACGCACUACCUCGUCUCCAAGGACGGCGUCUUUCUAGAUCUGGACAGCGAUCUACCCGUUGAACCCACUCAUCCGAUAAUCUAUCAAUAAAUGUAAUGAAGGCUCUAACUCAAAUUCAAAAAAAUCGUUGCAAAUCUCCACGGGAAACGAUUGAAAAGAAGUCCCAUUACAGGGGACUUAAGCUUUCUUCGAAAUGUAACAGAAAUUGGAUGUUUGUAAGAAAAAUUUAAUGUCCAAUCUGACAUUCGUUCGCGAAGCGACGAGUGAAAAGAGAGACGAGUUGUAACUUAGACGACAUUUCUAUACGUCGAACGAAAUUUUCUUGAAGGACGUUCGGCGAGCUAAAUGUAUUGUCGUAGAGAACUCUCUAAAUGUUAGCAUCCUCGUGUCUCUCAGAUGAAAGAGAUUGCACACGGAAGGAAGGACGAAAAGGACCGGAUCGGGUAGGAUCGAUGCCUAGAUCGUUUACAGCUGUUCUCGAGUGUCAUCGUACGUCACCAUAUCAUCCAUCGAUUAACGUGAAGGGAGAGGAUAUAGUUGCGUUGAUUACUCGUUAUCACAAUGUUUGCACGCACGCGUACAAGCGGGAAUCAUGCGUACAUGCGUACGUUUCGCGAAUGGCGAGAGUGUAUGAAAUUCGCGUACAGGGUAUAUUUGAAAAAAAAAAUCGAAGAAUAAUAGGGAUUCUAGAGACAUACUACAGACCGAACAAAACGAUAUUUUGAUGUGUCGCCGUGUAAAUAGCAACAGAUCCGUAGGUGAGGAAACACAAAUGUAAUAUUGUUAACAGAUGUAAUAUAAUAGCAGAUGGAUGUGUUUGUCGGAUGGAGCAUCGAGAAUCAGGAUAACGUAGAAAACUAAUCAUUUCGUGUGUGGUAAAUCUCGCAGACCUAACUUCUUUCUCCAAAUUAUACUGACAAAAAAGAAAAAAAACUUGCGCGGAUUCACGAUAUUAGGAUUUUCAUUAAUCUAGGAUCUUUAUUAGUACAGGUAAUAAUUAAAAAAUUCGAAAAGAAAAAGAGAGGAAGAGAAUCUUGGGAAAAAGAUAGAGAUAUUAGCAAAACGUGGUUUCACACUUUUGGUUAUCGUCGACAUAACGGCAUAAUUUUAUCGUUUAUCCGAUGAUUCGAAAUCAAAGUGUCAUAGCGGAACGUCGGUUUACAAAAAACUAUAUAUUCACCUUCCGGAUACACGUCAUUCGUAGAGCGCACAGCCGAGAGAUAUAUCAGAGACAGUAAAUAUAUAACUUAAUAAAGGGAAAAAAUAAAAGCAACAAACACUUACACACCCUAGGGAAUAGAAACGUGUGCCGCAUAAAAAAAAGAAGAGGAAGAAGAAAGUAAACAAAAAAAAAAA